Molecule: messenger RNA, 1167 nt
Organism: Magnusiomyces paraingens
Lineage: Eukaryota; Fungi; Ascomycota; Dipodascomycetes; Dipodascales; Dipodascaceae
Exons: 1
Coding region: 1-1167 (388 amino acids)
Biological process (GO): protein import into mitochondrial matrix
Cellular component (GO): mitochondrial outer membrane; mitochondrial outer membrane translocase complex
Molecular function (GO): transmembrane protein transporter activity
Source: RefSeq, a predicted model, not a curated record
AUGGCUGCUGUCCCUACUCCUUCUGCCUCGACUAUUCCCACGCUGGGAGAUAUUUCCAAGAUCCCAUUAGGCACAAUCCCUGGAACUUCGAUUGUGAUCCCCAGAGAGCCUUCUGUUUGGGAAACACACCCGGUUCUUUCACCCUUUAAUGAUCUUUACAACGCGGUGGCGGCCCGGAGGUCCGCUCUCAACCUCUCUAACCCAGGAACCAUGGAGAACCUGACCAAAGAGGUCACCAAGGAUGUAUUCCUUAACAACUACUUUUUCACCGGUCUGCGCGCUGAUUUGUCCAAAUCUUUCUCCAUGAACCCAGCGUUCCAAGUCUCGCACUCGUUCGCUCUCGGCUCCCCCAUGAUGCCUCCCUACGGCUUUGCUGCCUUCUAUGCCACAGACAAUGUCCUUCUUCAGGGUAACAUUGACAACGAGCUGUCUUUGUCGGGCCGUGCCCACUACUCCUUGUCCAAGGGUUCUAUCUUCAAGGCCAAUGCCCAGAUCGCCAAUGGCCAACCUCCUAUGCUCCAACUUGAGCACGACCUCCAGGGCUCCGACUUCACCAUCAACUUGAAGGCUCUCAACCCUUCGUUCCUUGACGGCGUCUUCACCGGUGUUGGUGUUGCUUCUUACCUCCAGUCUCUCACCCCCAAGCUUGCUCUCGGCAUUGAGACGGUCUACUCGGCCCAGUCGGCAUCCCACCCCCCAGAUGCUGCCAUGUCCUUUUCUGGCCGUUACGCUUCUGGUGACUGGAUUGCCACUGGUCAGCUUCAAGGUCAGGGUGCCAUCAACGCCACCUUUUACCGCCGUGUCACUGACAAGGUUGAGGCCGGUAUUGAGGCCUCCAUUGGCUUGACUAACCCCCAGGCUGCUCUUAUGGCUGGUCCUGCUGGCGGUGCUCCCGCUGGCCCUACCAUUGAGGGCACUACCACCAUUGGUGCUAAGUACGAGUUCCGCCAGUCAGUGUUCCGUGGUCAGAUUGAUUCUAACGGUAAGGUUGCUGUUCUGCUUGAACGCCGCGUUCUCCCCGUCCUUUCUAUUCUCUUUGCUGGAGAGAUUGAUCACUCUAAGUCUGCGGCCCGUCUCGGUCUCGGUAUCCAGUUUGAAGCUGGUGGUGAGGAGAUUUAUGCUCAAGGUCCUCCUGACCCCACUUCCCAGGCCCAUCCCCCCAUGUAA